AUGGCAACCAGAAGACAGCCGUCUAGGGCCGCGGGGGGCAACCCCGUUCCAAAACCGAGUCAGCAGAACCCUCCCCGAAGCCCGCCGGGGAGGGCUCGGAGUCCGGAGGGCCCUCCGCCUCCUCCUGAUCGAAUAGCACUUCUGGAGGGUCAAAGGCCAGGGCCAGAUGACGGCGAGGCGGCCGAGUCUCUUGACUUGUCGUUUGUGCAGCAACGGCAAGAAAGAAGAUUGCGGCAGUUGGAGGAGGAGAUGGCCGCCCUAAAGCCAAGGACCGGAGAGGCUCAGGGACCAAGGAUAAAUCAGCCCCUUGGCCCAGAGAUCAUGGCGGCCAUACCACCAGAACGUCUCCGUAUCCCGGCCAUUAAGCCCUACGCAGGGACCUCCGACCCGAUGGAUCACCUGGAUCUCUUUACCUCGCAUAUGAUGGUACAGGACGCCUCAAACGCGAUGUGGUGUAGAGUUUUCUUGGCCACUCUGGAGGGGCACGCACGGGCGUGGUACUCAAACCUGGCUCAUCACUCCAUCGUAAGUUUUGCGCAACUCCGGAGCAGCUUUCUGGCGCACUUUGCACCUCUCCGAAGACACCGAAGGUCCACCAUGGCCUUGGUGAGUAUGAAGCAAAACCAAGGAGAGCCCUUGAAGGAUUUCGUUUCACGAUUUAAUAUGGAAGCCCUGAGCAUUGAGAACUUUGACCACAAUGUUGCUAUGGUGGCAUUCCAGAACGCCCUGAGGCCCGGCCCUUUCGCCCAAUCAUUAGCCAAAACGCCUCCGAGCGCGUUCACGGACAUAUUGGGCCGAGCCACGAAGUACAUAAAUGCCGAGGAGGCGGGUUUCACUCCUCUGAACGCCCUGAGGGCAGAAAUCCUGGCUACUAUUGAGGGAAAAGAUUAUUUGAAAAAGCCUCGACCGAUGAAGGCACCAUCUGACAAAAGGAACAGAAGUAAAUAUUGCCGAUUCCACCGAGAUCAUGGUCAUGACACGGAGGAGUGUCACCAAUUAAAGGAGGAGAUUCAGGAACUUAUCAAUCGGGGUUUCCUGAGGAGCUACGUGGCAAAAACAGGUGAUUCUCAGGGGAGAAAGGAUCGACGGUCGCGAUCGAGAAGCCCCCCCAAGAGAGACCGCAUGGAGGAUCGAAAUCGGGCCCAGCGGGAGAGAUCACAGCGAAGAGAAGAUGAUCAUCCUCAGCCUUCGAUAUUCCACACACUCGCAGCAGGGGAGGUCCUAGUCAUGAAGGACGAAAAAAGUAAUGCGACCCGGCUGAAAAGAUUGAGGAACGUGGAUCCAAUCUCUUUUUCAGAUAGCGACCUCCCGGGGUACCCGACUCGAAAUGACCCACUGGUGAUAACAGCUGAACUCGGGAAGUGGGAACUUCGGCGGAUCCUUGUGGAUCCAGGAAGCUCUUCAGAAAUCUUGUAUCGGCAAGCCUUCUUAGGCAUGGGGUAUGAAAUGACACAGUUAAGGGCAGCGAGGGUCCCUUUGGUGGGAUUUGAUGGUGAAGCCGUAUAUUCAGAAGGGAUUAUUCAACUCCCGUUGACGGUAGGGAGAGGUUCCCGAACUUCUCGUGUUAUGCUAGAUAUCCUGGUAGCAGACGUGCCUUCGGCUUACAACAUGAUUCUGGGAAGAUCGGGUCUCAAUGCCCUUCGAGCCAUCCCAAACACACAUUAUCUCUGA
Molecule: messenger RNA, 1671 nt
Organism: Diospyros lotus (date-plum)
Lineage: Eukaryota; Viridiplantae; Streptophyta; Magnoliopsida; Ericales; Ebenaceae
Exons: 3
Coding region: 1-1671 (556 amino acids)
Source: RefSeq, a predicted model, not a curated record